This is a messenger RNA of Galeopterus variegatus (Sunda flying lemur), 543 nucleotides long. RefSeq names its product LYR motif containing 2 (gene LYRM2). NCBI's taxonomy places the organism in Eukaryota, Metazoa, Chordata, Mammalia, Dermoptera, Cynocephalidae. Gene Ontology annotation, cellular component: mitochondrion. The coding region runs from base 24 to 290 and encodes 88 amino acids. The transcript has 3 exons. The record is from RefSeq and is a predicted model, not a curated record.
AGCGGGACUCCUGUCUGGUGGACAUGGCCGCUUCCCGGUUACACCCGGCGACGCUAACGCUAAAGCAGUUCAUGAGAAGACAACAAGUUCUCCUUCUCUAUAGAAGGAUUUUGCAAGCAAUUCGGCAAGUUCCAAAUGAUUCUGAUCGCACAUACCUGAAGGACUGGGCAAGGGAAGAAUUCAAAAGAAACAAAAGUGCCACUGAAGAGGAUACAAUAAGGAUGAUGAUUACUCAAGGCAAUAUGCAACUCAAGGAGUUAGAAAAAACACUCGCUUUAGCAAAAUCUUAACUAGAGCAUUGUUCUGAAGGAUUUUCAGUCUCCAUGUGUUUUGUUGAGUUUAGUCGAAGUAUUUGUAUGUACAGUACUUGGGCAGAAUAUCAGAAGAUGGAGCAUGGUAUAUCAGAGAGAGGAAAGAAAAGCAUAUCAAGAUAAUUGCGUUAGCUUUGGAAAACAUACCCUGAGUUUUGAAAAUGUUUUUGGAUGUAUCACAGUUUUUGUAAGAAGCAAAAACCACUCUAAUAAAUGGCCAGUUAGCCCAUGA